Molecule: messenger RNA, 1506 nt
Organism: Lolium rigidum
Lineage: Eukaryota; Viridiplantae; Streptophyta; Magnoliopsida; Poales; Poaceae
Product: flotillin-like protein 2
Exons: 2
Coding region: 1-1506 (501 amino acids)
Biological process (GO): protein localization to plasma membrane
Cellular component (GO): plasma membrane raft; plasma membrane
Source: RefSeq, a predicted model, not a curated record
AUGGCGAGUUUCCAUGUCGCCGACGCGUCGGAGUACCUGGCCAUCACCGGUUGGGGCAUCGAGGACGUCAAGCUGGCCAAGAAGGCGUGGGUGUUUGCCGGGCAGCAGUGCAAGAAGUUCUGCAUCUCGCCGGUGAACUACGAGAUUGACGUGCACGCCAUGAGCUCCGAGAAGCUGCCCUUCAUCCUCCCCGCGGUCUUCACCAUCGGCCCAAAGAUCACCGCCAGCGGCGGCGCGGAGGCGGACAAGAAGGAGCUCGAGAAGCAGCUCCUGCUCUACGCGAAGCUCAUCGCCCCGCUGGACACGUCCACCAGCCACGUCCACGAGCUGGUCAAGGGGAUCAUCGAGGGCGAGACACGCGUGCUGGCCGCGGAGCUGACCAUGGAGGAGAUCUUCAAGGGCACCAAGUCGUUCAAGUUGCAAGUCUUCGACAAGGUGCAGCUGGAGCUCAACCAGUUCGGGCUCAUCAUCUACAACGCCAACGUGAAGCAGCUGGUGGACGUGCCGGGGCACGAGUACUUCUCCUACCUCGGCCAGAAGACGCAGCAGGAUGCGGUGAACCAGGCCAAGGUGGACGUGGCGGAUGCCCGGAUGAGGGGAGAGGUGGGCGCCAAAAAGAGGGACGGACUGACCCGGCAGAACGCCGCCAAGGUGGAUGCCGAGACCAAGGUGUUGUCCGUGCAGCAGAUGGGUCAGGGGCUCAAGGAGGAGGCCAAGGUGAAGGCCGAGGUGCAGGUGUUCGAGAAUGCUAGGGAGGCGGACAUCGCUGCGGCCAAGGCCGAGCUUGCCAUGAAGAAGGCAGGGUGGGACAAGCAGGCCAAGGUGGCCGAGGUCGAGGCAGCCAAGGCCGUCGCCAUCCGGGAGGCUGAGCUGCAGAUGGAGGUGGAGCGCAAGAACGCGAUGCGCCAGACUGAGAAGCUCAAGGCCGAGCAACUCAGCAAGGCCACCGUAAAGUACGAGACACAGGUUCAAGAAUCAAAUGCACAAUUCUACAGCAGGCAGAAGGCGGCGGAGGCUGCCCUGUUCGAGCAGAUGAGGGCGGCCGACGCGCGCAAGGCACAGGCCGACGCCAAGUUCUUCGAGCAGAAGAUGGGCGAGGACGCGAGGCUCUACGCGAAGCAGAAGGAGGCGGAGUCGCUGGCUUUAGUCGGCAAGGCCAAGUCGGAGUACGUGGCGUCCAUGCUCCAGGCUCUGGGCGGCAACUACCACGCUCUCAGGGACUACCUCAUGAUCGACGCCGGCAUGUACACCGAGAUGGCUCGCAUCAACGCGGGCGCAGUCAACGGCAUGCAGCCCAAGAUCAGCAUCUGGAGCAACGGUGGUGGUGCGGACGGCACCGUGAACGCCGGUGGGGAGUCUGCCGCCGGCAAUGCGCUGCAGCAGAUGUCCGGGGUGUUCAAGAUGCUGCCGCCGCUACUGUCGACGGUGCACGAGCAGACGGGGAUGGGGCCACCGGCCUGGUUGGGUACGCUGCAAAAGGACGAUUCUGCGGGCAAAAUCGAGUAA